AUGAUUAAAAGGAUACUUCAAGGAUUGAGUCGUAAAUUUUCAAGUCUUUCCAAGGACCCUGUUGGAAUAGAAUCCCGUGUGGAGGAAAUGAUGAACAUACUUGGUAUUGGAUUGGAUGAUGUUUGCUUUGUAGGAAUUCAUGGUAUGCGUGGAGUGGGUAAUACAACUUUGGCAGAAGUCAUUUAUGAUAGAAUAUCUUACCAAUUUGAAGCUAGCAGCUUUAUUGCUUGUAUUAGAGAAGAAACUAGAAAUCGUGGUCUAGUUUCUUUACGAAAACAACUUCUUUCUAAGAUCUUCAUGGAAAGGGAAAUAAAUAUAUGGGACGAUCAUGAGGAAAUGAAUAUGAUACGGAAUAGACUAUGUAAUAAAAAAGUUCUUUUGGUCCUUGAUGAUGUGGACAGAGAACAACAUCUAACAGCAUUAGCAGGGAGCCAUGAUUGGUUUGGUUUGGGGAGUAGAAUCAUUUUAACAAGUAGAGAUAACCAUUUCUUGAAAAGACAUGGAGCAAAUGAUAUCUGUAAGGUUAAUGAGUUGAAUAAUGAUGAAGCAUUGCAGCUCUUUAGUUUGGCAGCUUUCAAGAAACCCCAUCCUGAAGAAAAUUAUGUGGAUUUAUCUAAAGGCUUUGUGAAAUAUGAUCAGGGCCUUCCUUUAGCUCUCAACGUAUUAGGGUCCUCCUUAUUUGGUAGAGGAACAAAGCAUGGAAAGGUGCUUGAGAUCAACUGA
Messenger RNA from Carya illinoinensis, 723 nucleotides. Its product is annotated as disease resistance protein Roq1-like. The record is from RefSeq and is a predicted model, not a curated record. Bases 1 to 723 code for a protein of 240 amino acids. Gene Ontology annotation, biological process: defense response. The transcript has a single exon. Gene Ontology annotation, molecular function: ADP binding. Lineage: Eukaryota; Viridiplantae; Streptophyta; Magnoliopsida; Fagales; Juglandaceae.